Messenger RNA from Bathycoccus prasinos, 3195 nucleotides. RefSeq lists its product as hypothetical. Lineage: Eukaryota; Viridiplantae; Chlorophyta; Mamiellophyceae; Mamiellales; Bathycoccaceae. Gene Ontology annotation, cellular component: transcription factor TFIIIC complex. The coding region runs from base 1 to 3195 and encodes 1064 amino acids. The transcript has a single exon. The record is from RefSeq and is a predicted model, not a curated record. Gene Ontology annotation, biological process: transcription by RNA polymerase III. Gene Ontology annotation, molecular function: protein binding.
AUGUUUCGUUUCACGACCGGCUGGACGCCGGACGACGAGUACAACGAGGAGGAAGACGAAGACGAAGACGAAGACGAAGAAUAUUUGGAAGAGGAGGAGGAAGAAGAGGACGCGAACGACGAGGACAACGACAACACGAACAAACCGUUAUCGUACGAAGAAAUCGCGGAAAAAAAACGGCAGCUCUUCACGCAGAGGAACUUGGAAAUUCAACGCAAAACGGCGUUACAAAACGCGCACAUGACGUACACCACGCGAGACGUUUUAAAAGCUAUGGACGACGGGGACGCGGCGACUGGGAUGUCAGCCGAGGCGAAAGCGUUUUUGAGCAUGAAACCGAUGACGGCGAUGAGCAGACAGAAGAAUAAAGUGUUCCUUCCCGGGGUGAAGAGAACGAGAGUGUCGAGGAAGAUGCGAGUGAGCGCAGAGGCGGAGAAAAUUUUAGGAUUAGCAAACAUGCUGUACGUGCAGAACUUCGUGGAAGAGGCGAUCGAGAAGUGCCACGAGUGCAUCACGGUCGCUCCGCAUGAGGCGAGUCCGUAUCACACGCUCGGUUUGAUUUACGAAGAGAAGGGCGACAUGGCGAAGGCGAUGGAUUUUUAUUCCAUCGCGGCGCACGUGAGUAAGAAAGACGUGGAGUUGUGGUUGAGAAUUGCGGAUAUGGCGCUGACGUUGGAGAACAGACGACACGCGAUAUAUUGUUUGAGCAGAGCAGUGAAAGCGUCGGAGGGGAUUUUAGACGACGCGGAGAGGAAUUUGUUGAGGUUGAACAGCGCAGAUUUGUACGAGGAGUUUGGCGAGAAGAGACAGGCGAUUGCGCAGUACGAACAAAUUAUAGAAUCAUUAGGACCGAAAGAUGUUUUGAUAGAUCCGUACGAUGUGCACAUAAAGUGCAUGAGUUUGUGCAUGGAGUGUAGCCUGAAGCCGAACGCGGCGAAAGUUUUAGGUGGGUACGCGAGAAAGAACGCCGCGAGAGUGGACAUGAAAACGAUGUUGUUCUUGAUUGAUUUAGUGAGCGAGUUAGAUUGGUGGGAAAAAGUCGUCGAAUACGUGGAGUUAUGUCGUCGAGUGUGGGAAGAAAAAGGCCAUUUUUCGUACAAGGAGAUGAAAACGUUCCCGCUGAAUUGCGAGGCGAUGAAGGCUAGAGCAUUGAUUAUGCUUUCCGGGAUUUACAAGCAACACAAAACAGACGAAGACGCGAUUAAAUACGAAAAGAAUUGCGAAGCAAAGUUAAGAGUAGGGAGAAUGUGUACGGAUGUCAUCAUGGACGCGAUAGAGAAGGCUGCACCUCGAGCAGAGAAAGGAGAGAAGAACGUGUUUCCAUUUCCGGAUUUGAGCUCUGAAAAUUUGUUUCGAUUGGCGCACGCGCAUCGAGAACACGGCAACGAUCAACACAAAGCCAUGGAAGUGUACAAAGCGCUUCUCAUAUACGACAAAACGCGUGAUAGCGCAGACGUUUGGGAGAAAAUGGCCGAUUGUGCGCGAAUAGCGAGGGGUGUGGAAGGUGCGAAACAAGUUUACGAAGAGAUUUGUAGCACGAGAAAACACAGCUCGGCGGCGAGAGUACAAUUGACGGAGAUUUUCUUGUACGAGUUGAAGGAUGAAGAGAAGGCAAAAGAGAUGUUGCCAUCUUUAGAAGAACUGGUAAACGAUAGCGUGGAUGAUAAUGUUUUAUUACGAGCUUCGGAAUUACGACGAUCGUUACAAAAUAUGGAUGACUUUAUAAGAGAGUCGUUACCAACGGUCCAACAAAUCUUGGACGAAGCGUUGGACGUUAAGGCGCAAAUUCAAAAGUUACGAGCGGAUGCGAAGCACUUGCAAAACAUAGAGGACGCGAGAAAUAGCGCGUACUUAAAGAAAACCGGAGGUAAAGAUGGGCUGAAGAAGAAGAAGCAAAAGACCGGAUGGGGCGGUCGGAACGGAGGCGGUAGUAGGAAGGAAGAACUCGUCCCGUUGUCGAAAGGCGCGUUUAGAGGCUUCGAGAACAAACGUUUGGAAAGAAAUCGGGAGCUCGAUAAGAAAUUCUUGACGAAAGAAGAGGUUGCGGAGAUUGAAAGAGAAAUACGGGGUGAAGAGACGAAGACUUCGGAAGAAAUCGCCGCCGAAAAACGCGAAGUACAACCACAGGAGGAACAAAACGAAGAGACGAAUAAUAAUAGCGUUGUCGAUGACGAGGGAGGAGAGACCGAAAAGGACAAAGCGGAGCGAUUGCAACGCGAGAAAGAAGCGAAAGAGUUCAAGGAAGAAAUGAAGAAAAUAACGGACCAAAUUGAUAUCUUGAACAAACACAGAGACUCUACGGCGAGUUUCAGCCACCCGACGCAGUUCGUGAUGAUCGUGCAAGUCUUACACGCGCUUCUCUUGGACGGCGGUUUGAAAGAAGCGCGUUCGAUAUUGGACAAAAUCGUUGGUUUGUCUUUUCCUCGAGGUUUGUCCAAAGAACAAACCGUGGCGAUUCGUUACAUGCGAACAAAACUUUCACAAUUAGAAGGCAACGCGUUCGGCAUGGCCGAGCAAGCGAACAAAGUUGUAACCGCGUACCCGGACAUUCUCGAAAUGUGGAACAUCGUCUUGUGCGACGGGUGUCGUAACACCACCAACGCCAAGAAAGUUUUAGCUACAGCGAAAAAAGCGGUAAAAGCAUUCACGUUCCCAGGAAACGAAUUCGACACAACUAACUCUGAAACGACCGUAAACGAGAAAGUUCCAGCGUUGUUAGCGUCCGGAUACAUCCACGGCUGGAACGAUCAAUGGGCGGUGGCGAACAUGCAUUCGAGAGAAGCGUUGCGUUUAGCGCCGAACGAACCGAACGUACGUUUGGGCAUCGCGUGCUCACAAAUUCACGGUGCGGUACAAACGCACUUGAGCGUUAGUGAUUCUGAGAAGAACGCAAGAGUUUUGCGUGCGAUUUGUCAGUUAAAUACGAUGGCGAAACAAAGAAAUGAUGUAUCACCUAUGGAGGCGACGUACAACGCCGCGAGAGCUUUACACCAAAUCAAUUUGAUGUACUUGGCGCAGCCUUUGUACGAGAAGUGUUUAGAGAUUAAAGACGAGUUUGUGAAAACGAACGAAGAUCUUGCGAAAAACGCAGAUUUAAGCGUCGAAGCGGCGUAUAACUUGAGCUUGAUAUACAGAGCGUCCGGAUGCGACGACUUGGCGCGAGCCGUGUUGAAGAAAUACGGUUCAUUUAGAUAG